CCGUGGGGAAGGCAGGCGCCGGGGUGAGGGGAGGUGUGCGGAACGUAGGAAUGGGGGAGGAAAGGAAGGGAAGGGAAGGGAAGGGAAUUGCAGUGGGGAAUGUGCGGAAUGUAGGAAUGGGGGAGGAAGGCUAUUUGGAGGACGGAGCGGGGCAGAGGAGAUAAGAAGGCGGUAAGAACACCCCCAAGGUUGCGCCAAGCUUGGCUGAAAUAGGGGCGUGAGGAAGGCAGGCGCCGGGGGAGAUGUGCGGAGUGCAGUGUUGUCACAACGAGAAGUGGGGAGGAGGGGAAAGGAGAGGAGAGGAGAGGAGAGGAGAGGAGAGGAGAGGAGAAGAGAGGAGAGGAGAAGAGAGGAGAGGAAUUGGGGUGGAGCCUGGAAGGGAAAUGGGAUGUGAAGGAAGGAGCUGUGAUUACAAUGAGAGGUGUCUAUCGUUUGCUUUUGAGUCGACUCGAAAGGAGAGGAGAGGAGUUGGGGUGGAAGGGGGACAGGAUGCGCAGGAAGGUGCUGUGAUUCCAAGAGGUGCCAGUUGGUGCGAAACAUGGGAGCCGAUUUUUGAGCCGCCUCAAAAGGCGAGGAGGAGGGGAGAGGAGAGGAGGGAGUUGGGGUGGAAGGGAAAGGGGAUGCGCCGGAAGGAAAUCAUGGGAUCGCAGAAAUGGGGAGCUGUGAUUCCAAUACGAGCUGGCACUUGAUGCGAAUCAUGGGAGCCGAUUUUUGAGCCGAUAAGAGGUGGUAUGUAUUUGGUGCGAAUCAUGGGAGGCGAGGAGUAAGUCGUAUGUGGGGGAGUAGAGGGUAGCAUGUGAGGGAGAAGAGGGAGGACCCUAGUUAAUUGUUGAGGCGCUUAAAAAAUGGGAGGAGCAUGG
This is a messenger RNA of Closterium sp. NIES-67, 860 nucleotides long. Lineage: Eukaryota; Viridiplantae; Streptophyta; Zygnematophyceae; Desmidiales; Closteriaceae. The record is from the annotation of a GenBank genome assembly.